AUGUCCCCAGGGUUGUCCCCAGCGUCCCCGGAGAUGCCACCCCUGCGUACCCUUGUGUCCCCUGGAGAUGCCACCCCCGGGUACUCCCCCUUAUGGGAGGCCACGCGGGUGCUGAUGCUGCUCUCGGUGCUCACCGCCGCUGGCGGCCUCGCCCUGGGGCUCUCCGUCGUGGCCAGCGCUGCCCGGCGGGCGCGUGCCCGCGUGGCUGGCAUCACCCUGCUCCUGGCUGGUCUGCUGGCGCUGCUGGGGCUGGCGGUGUACACGGCCGGCACGGUGAGCCUCCUGGGGCCGGCCCGCACCGCCUGGCGCUUCUCCUGGUCCUACAUCCUGGGCUGGGUCGCCGUUGUCCUCACCAGCUCGGCAGGGCUUUUCCACCUCUGUGCCGCCGCCAAGGACCCGUCUCCGGAGAGCUCUGAUGUGGUGGGUGCCUGA
This is a messenger RNA of Nipponia nippon (crested ibis), 432 nucleotides long. The record is from RefSeq and is a predicted model, not a curated record. Lineage: Eukaryota; Metazoa; Chordata; Aves; Pelecaniformes; Threskiornithidae.